AUGCUUCCAUCUGCAUUGGAUAAUUUUUUCUAAUCCUAAACUGAAAGCGCGUGUGGGUGUAAAAAAAAGAGCUUUUGACGGAACCCUUCAUUUUUCUAUCAAAAAAUGUCGAAAGUUCCGAUUCCAUCGGCCAUGAAUCGUAAAGCACGGGUAUAACGAAAUUCUGAGAUAUGCGGGCUGAUGAGGCGAGGAUCUUGCUUGGGUUUCCUCCCAAUUUUCGUCCCACUCCAUCCCAGGUUAAAGCGGCUUACAGAAAGAAGGUAUGGGAUUCACAUCCUGACCUUUUCCCUGGACAUGAGAAAUGUUAUGCAGAGAGCAAGUUUAAAUUGAUUUCAGAAGCUUACACUUGCCUGCAAUCUUAUUCAAGAGGAGAAGGUGCAGGUGCAGUUAGCGAUACGAUAGUUGUCAGAACUGGAGUUGCAAGUGUUCAUGGAGGUAGAAGAUAUCAUGCUCUGAUUGGGGUCCCCUUUAUUUUUAUCAUUCUGGGAACGGUUGCACUGGGAGGGUUGAAUGCUACCAGGGCUUACAAAAAGCAAAAGGAGAUUUAUCCUUCGCAUAAUCCUUUCCUUCCUUAAUCAGAAAUACACCAAGGGAUUCAUGCUGUCGUGGGUCCAUAUAGGAAGAUAUGUACGUAUACAUUUGCUGAUUUGUUGCGUAUCUAAUGCAGUUGUCUAUCAUACUUUUUUUUUCUUCCUGUUCAUUUUCAUAAGAGGGUUUGUUUGUGAGUUUCAAAGCAUAUGUUUUGUGAAUUUGAUGCUAUCGGAAGUGUGUAACUGCAAUUAUUAUAAAUUCCAGCAGAGUUUUCAAAAA
This is a messenger RNA of Rhododendron vialii, 810 nucleotides long. RefSeq lists its product as uncharacterized. The transcript is spliced from 6 exons. Gene Ontology annotation, cellular component: nucleus; cytoplasm. The record is from RefSeq and is a predicted model, not a curated record. Gene Ontology annotation, molecular function: protein-folding chaperone binding; protein folding chaperone. The coding region runs from base 171 to 575 and encodes 134 amino acids. NCBI's taxonomy places the organism in Eukaryota, Viridiplantae, Streptophyta, Magnoliopsida, Ericales, Ericaceae.